Molecule: messenger RNA, 2566 nt
Organism: Oryza brachyantha (malo sina)
Lineage: Eukaryota; Viridiplantae; Streptophyta; Magnoliopsida; Poales; Poaceae
Product: subtilisin-like protease SBT5.3
Exons: 7
Coding region: 56-2419 (787 amino acids)
Biological process (GO): proteolysis
Molecular function (GO): serine-type endopeptidase activity
Source: RefSeq, a predicted model, not a curated record
CCUGAAUCCCGACGAGUCAGGAGAUCGAUCGAGCGAGCGAGCGAGCUCAGAAGCCAUGGAUGCUAGCCCAAGAUCCAUGGCGGCCACCGCUGUUGGCUUCAUCUUUCUCCUCUGCUCGGUGGCGUCGCUGCUCGGUGCGGCGGCGGCGGCCGCCGAGACGCAGUCGUACGUAGUGUACCUCGGCGAGCAUGCCGGCGUUGCCGCCGCCACCGCCACCGCCGCCGACAAGGAGGCGCUCGCGCGGCGGGCGGAGGACUCGCACUACGAGCUCCUCGCCGGCGUCCUCGGAGACAAGGAGAAGGCGCGGGAGGCGAUCUUCUACUCGUACACGCGCCACAUCAACGGCUUCGCCGCCAACCUCGACGCCGCCGCCGCCGCCGAGAUCGCCGGGAGAAAGGGCGUCGUGUCCGUGUUCCCGAACAGAGGCCACAAGCUCCACACGACGCGGUCAUGGCAGUUCCUCGGCCUCGCCGGCCCCGGCGGCGUCCCCACCAGCGCCGCCUGGCGCAAGGCCAGGUUCGGCGAGGACACCAUCAUCGGCAACCUCGACACCGGUGUGUGGCCAGAAUCAGAGAGCUUUAGGGAUGAUGGGUUGGGGCCUGUGCCAUCCCAGUGGAAAGGAGAAUGCCAGAAAGGUCAGGAUGAUACAUUCUCUUGCAACAGGAAGCUGAUCGGCGCGCGCUUCUUCAACAAGGGCUACGCGUCGGCGGUGGGCAAGUUCAACACCUCCCUCUUCAACACGCCGCGCGACGCCGACGGCCACGGCACGCACACGCUGUCCACCGCGGGGGGCUCGCCGGUCGCCGGCGCCAGCGUCUUCGGCUACGGCAACGGCACGGCCAGCGGCGGCUCGCCGAGGGCGCGCGUGGCGGCGUACCGCGUUUGCUACACCCCCGUCAACGGCAGCGAGUGCUUCGACGCCGACAUCCUCGCCGCCUUCGAGGCCGCCAUCUCCGACGGCGUCCACGUCCUCUCCGUCUCCCUCGGCGGCGACCCGGGGGACUACUUCGCCGACGGCCUCGCCAUCGGCUCCUUCCACGCCGCCCGCCGCGGCAUCGCCGUCGUCUGCUCCGCCGGCAACUCGGGCCCCGCCCCGGGCACCGUCUCCAACGUCGCGCCGUGGAUCUUCACCGCCGCCGCCAGCACCAUGGACCGCGAGUUCCCCUCCUACCUCGUCUUCAACAGCACCAGGAUCAAGGGCCAGAGCCUCUCCGCCUCCGCCCUCUCGCCGGCGGCGAGCGCCUACGCCAUGAUCGACUCCUCCCGAGCUGCCGCUCCCAACCGCACGCAGAACGAAUCGCGGCUUUGCAUGCUUGGUUCGCUUGAUCCGGCGAAGGUGAAGGGGAAGAUCGUGGUGUGCCUGCGUGGAGUGAACCCGAGGGUGGAGAAGGGCGAGGCGGUGCGGGAAGCCGGCGGCGCCGGGAUGGUGCUCGCCAACGACGCCACCACCGGCAACGAGAUCAUCGCCGACGCGCACGUCCUCCCGGCCACCCACGUCAAGUUCAGCGACGGCCAGCGCAUCUUCUCCUACCUCAAGAAAACCAAGAAUCCGUCGGGGACGAUCACGAGGCCGGAGACGAGGCUGGGGGCGAAGCCGGCGCCGUUCAUGGCGUCGUUCUCGUCGAAGGGGCCGAACACGGUGACGCCGGGGAUCCUGAAGCCGGACAUCACGGCGCCGGGGGUCAGCGUGGUGGCGGCGUGGACGCGCGCCAACUCGCCGACGGACCUCGCCUUCGACAAGCGCCGCGUCGCCUUCAACUCCGAGUCGGGGACCUCCAUGUCGUGCCCGCACGUCGCCGGCAUCGUCGGCCUGCUCCGGACGCUGCGCCCGGACUGGAGCCCGGCGGCCAUCCGCUCCGCGCUCAUGACCACCGCCACGGACGUCGACAACGACCGCCACCCCAUCCUCAACUCCUCCUCCGUCGCCGCUAGCCCCUUCAACUACGGCGCCGGCCACGUCUCGCCGAGCCGCGCCAUGAACCCGGGGCUCGUCUACGACCUCGCCGCCGCCGACUACCUCAACUUCCUCUGCUCCCUCCGCUACAACGCCACCGUGAUGGCCACGUUCAACGACGGCAAGCCGUACAAGUGCCCGGCCUCGCCGCCCAAGGCGCAGGACCUCAACUACCCGUCCAUCACCGUCGUCAACCUCACCUCCUCCGCGACCGUCAAGCGCACGGUCAAGAACGUCGGCACGCCGGGCACCUACAAGGCCUACGUCAACUCGCCGGCCGGCGUGCGCGUCGCGGUGAGCCCGGACACGCUGGCGUUCGCGACCAAAGGGGAGGAGAAGACGUUCCGCGUUAGCUUCCAGGUGACGAACGCCGCGCUCGCCAUGGACUACGCGUUCGGAGCGCUCGUCUGGACCAACGGGAAGCAGUUUGUGAGGUCGCCGCUCGUCGUGAAGACGACGGCGUGAUCGUGAUCGUGAUCGUCAUUAAUAAUUUAAUUAGGGUGUUAAUUGAUUGAUUAAAUUAGGUUUAGCCAGGAGGUGUGUAAAGAAAGAAGCAAACACUACUAUUUGUUUGAUUCGUUGGGCAGAAUAAAGCUUCAAGUAGUUUUAAAA